UAGAAUAAUUUCCAAGACGUUGGUUAAAGGACUGAAUCUAAUGUCUUUUCAUGCAUUCUAACUGGAAGGAACGGACACCACAUCAAUUUUYCCACAAUGAAGGAGACUUGGCGGAAARUUUUGAGUAUUUUCCUUGUYACUUUUGUCGGAAUUUACGCCACAGUACAGAAAAGUCCYACGGUACCUCCAACCYUACGACCUACGAAUGCUUCAACGAACAUCUCUCGAUCGAAUGCUACUACUCCCAUUCCAACAACCCCUGCUCCUACAACUUUAAAACCUACAGAACCKCCAGAGGAGAAAGUAGAAUCACCUGAGGUUGAACAGCACAGUUCUUUAACAAUCUUUUUUAUUUUAUUAGUUAUAGCAUUAUGUAUUCUUGUAACACACUUUUUAAUCAAGACAAAGUUUCAUUACUUACCAGAAAGUGUUGCAGUCGUGUUUUUGGGUGCGUUAAUUGGUCUUGUUAUGAAAGCGCUGCGUCACUUCUCUCUUGGGGAUUGGCAGAGAGAGGAGCAUUUUAAUCCAACUGCAUUCUUUUUGAUAUUACUGCCACCUAUUAUAUUUGAGUCAGGGUAUUCUUUACAUAAGGGUAAUUUCUUUUCCAAUAUUGGUUCUAUUGUGAUUUAUGCUGUAUUUGGUACUGCUAUAUCUGCUCUAGUCAUUGGAGGAGGGAUCUAUUUAUUGGGAAAGGGGGGAAUUGCUUUUCAACUUGGUCUAAGAGAAAGUUUUGCGUUUGGUUCUCUGAUAUCUGCUGUGGAUCCAGUGGCUACUCUUGCUAUUUUCCAUGCGUUGGAUGUUGAUCCAACACUCAACAUGUUGGUGUUUGGUGAAAGUAUUCUUAAUGAUGCAGUCUCUAUUGUCAUGACAAAGUAAGUCACCACCAUGCUGUGUGCAAAAGCAUCAUCACUAGUGGCCACAAUCUUAUGCAUUGCGCUGUAGUAUUUACUUGYAAUUCUGUUGUUUACCUUAAUGAUGUUUCACCUGCUUAAGCAUGUUGAUCUACGCAGCACUCCAUCGUUGGAGUUGGCAACCAUGCUAAUAUUUUCAUAUAUACCUUAUGGGCUGGCAGAAGGAAUUAAACUGUCAGGUAUUAUGGCCAUAUUAUUUUGUGGUAUAUGUAUGUCACACUACACCCAUUUCAACUUGUCACCCAUGACACAGAUAACAGUGCAGCAGAUUUUAAGAACAGCAUCGUUUAUGGCAGAAACUUGUGUGUUUGCUUAUUUGGGCAUGGCAAUAUUCAGCUUUAAACAUSAGUUCAAGCCAGCUUUUGUUAUUUGGAGUAUCAUGCUUUGUCUAAUCGGGCGUGCUAUUAAUAUCUACCCACUGUCAGCGCUUGUCAAUCAAUUCAGAGACACUAAAAUUGAUAGGAAAACGCAGUUUGUUAUGUGGUUCAGCGGUUUGCGAGGUGCGGUUGCUUUUGCUUUGGUGCUACAUCUCCAACUUGAUGACGAAAAACGAAAUGUUUUGAUCACAUCGACCUUGAUAAUCGUUUUGUUUACYAUUUUGUGUCUUGGCGGCUCAACUCUUCCACUACUAAAGUUUCUAAAGGUUGAGAAUGAGAAAGGACUGACGAUGAGUAAGACUGAGACCGAGGGGACGGCGCUGGAUGCUGAUAAACUUACAGACGAUGAAUGGAGGAUUCCAAGAAGGACAAGGAAAGGUUUCACCAAACUUGAUGCAAAAUACUUUCUUCCUUUCUUUACAAGAAAGUUUACCCGUCAGGAAGUACGAGACUCCCAUAAUGAGAUGCAGCGACUUACAAGCAACUUGUACAAUGAGGUGUAUAGUCGACCAAACUCAGAUGAUGAAAAUGAGAGCAAAUUGUAAAUACGACAAAACAAUCAACAUUUAUAAUAACAAGUUAUUUACAAUAACAAGGUUUUAAAACAUUUGGACACGAUGACGAUGAAAGAAAGAAAAAAUAAAUUCAACUCAAGAUGAUUUUUACAGCUAAAUAGUAAAGGCAGUUACAAUUGCAAGAAGAUGUACAACACUGUCGAGUUAGAAGUCAAAUUMGAAAGGAAUAUGGAGUCAAUAUGGGAGGUUGUUGAAAUAGGAGCAAUAGGGAAACGAUGAAAUCGCGAAUUUGGAAUUUUCAUAUGGACGCAAGAAGGCUGGAAGUACGGCUAAACAGAAGUCCAAUUACUGUAGAAAGAAAUUUGAGAUAAAAUGGGAAGUUACUGAAAUGCAUAGGAAAAAUGAACUUACUUACAAUAUGUUGCAAAUGUGGACUCCAGAAGGUGUGCGUGACAUCGUUGGAUCUGCCAUSGCAGUGCGUGAUCGACUUAGAAAGAAAUUUAAACCAAAACUGGGAAGUUGUUGAAAUAGGAAAAUAAACGAACUUGCUAAUAAUGAAGUUGAAAAGGGGACCUUUGUUGAUGCCAAAAAGAUGGAUCAUUUUGUUAAACUGUUGCAUCUUCACGGCUCAAUUAGAAUGGAAUUUGAAAUGUGGUAAAAGUGAUUUCCGACAAAAGACGUUUUAAAAUGGAUAGCAAACUGGGAACGUGAUUUUGAAUCGAAAAUGAUUAAGUGGGUAAUUUGGAAAACAAACUUAAAACUGCUUAAGAUGGAUUCAAGUGAUAUUCUACAGAGUUGAAGACGAAGUGCAGCCAAUAACGCUGGGAAAUUAUGGAAUGAAUUGUAAACAGAAUCUAAAUUUGAAAAUUUCAAUUAUAAAACUCUGGUUUCAAGGUGGUUGACAAGGUUUGAGUGUUUGGAAAGAAGCUCAAAAGGAAGGCGAGAAAAACUAACAUGUGUUCCAUGAACGAUGAAAUGUUUUGCUGUCGCGUGGCAAAGAUAUUUUGAAAAGGCAUCAGCAAUGGAUAGAUUAGAAAGGACUGCGAAAUACUAAGAAGAAUUGAAUUGUAAAACUUGUGGCCAUACCGGUGGUACGUCAAAACUGUAGAGCUUAUCAAGAGCUUACCUUGGUUUGCGUCUCUUAAACCUAAARCCUUAAUCUGCAAUUCUUAGUAAACUACGGACAGUCAAAACCAUUGGCAUAGCUUUGAAGUCAACUGGCAUUAAGACCCAAGAUCUUUUGAUUUAUGGCUGUCAGUUUCUGUUCUCAUAUUAAGUGUGCAUGGCGACUUUUGACUGCAUUGUACACAAUGGUAACUUUAAAGGGACAUGGUCCACCAGCAUCUAUUUCGGGCUUUUUUUAUGUAUGAAAAUAAAAAUACAUCAUAAUAUAAACAAAAUGUUACUGUUUAUUUCCCCUUUAUGCUCUAUGAAUGGAGAUUUUGUAAAGUUCCACCUAAAAACUGACCGCGGAUGGAAUCGGAUUGAGAGUCGCCUCAUUUUCCAUCUAUGAAAAGUCUAAACCGUCUAAACCACGAYUACAUUGAAUUCUCGAGGGCCAUGGAAAUAAGAACUCUUCUUAUGCUACUUCUAAAUAUGACAUAUAUAGCAUACAUAAAUACUGAGAUCAUUCAAAAGGUUUUAAUGUUGAAAUUUCUAUACAAACGUUGAAUUUCUUAGAAAUAUUCUAUAUUUAUUUAAAAACGACAUUUUACUCGAAAACAUAUCUGUACAAUAUGUAAAAUCRUCCAUGUUUAGGCUGUGGUCUGCUUUUUUAGGUAAAGCUAUAAUUAUUAGUAUAAUGCAAUGCUAAUGUACAAAAUUAUGUUAUUAAUAAACAUUUGUAAUGUGAAUA
Molecule: messenger RNA, 3658 nt
Organism: Exaiptasia diaphana
Lineage: Eukaryota; Metazoa; Cnidaria; Anthozoa; Actiniaria; Aiptasiidae
Product: sodium/hydrogen exchanger 8-like
Exons: 16
Biological process (GO): proton transmembrane transport; regulation of pH; sodium ion transport
Cellular component (GO): membrane
Molecular function (GO): sodium:proton antiporter activity
Source: RefSeq, a predicted model, not a curated record